Lodderomyces elongisporus is the source of this 432-nucleotide messenger RNA. RefSeq lists its product as uncharacterized. The coding region runs from base 1 to 432 and encodes 143 amino acids. The transcript has a single exon. The record is from RefSeq and is a predicted model, not a curated record. Lineage: Eukaryota; Fungi; Ascomycota; Pichiomycetes; Serinales; Debaryomycetaceae.
AUGGAAGGCAUCAAAAGCUUUAAACACUUUAUUGAGUUUUUCCAUAUCAGACUACCAAAACUUAGAGAGUUUUCACUUGAUAAAUUUGAACUUGAAACUUUUAUUGAUGUGCCUGAUAUUCCAAACCCUAUUUCGUAUACCUCGGUUCCUGAUUUGGUUGCAAAAAACGGAGACUUAAUCAGGUACUCGCCAGAAAACAAUGAGUUUGACUUGACUAAUGAGCAAGACAAUACAGAUAUAUUAUUCUCGACUACAGGAGGGCAAGACUACGGUGAUCGUAAUAAAAUUGAUGAUGAUGAUGAUGAUGAUGAUGAUGAAGACAUGGAAAUUUUCCUCUUUUCUGAUAUGAUAAAUUUCACCACCCAAUCGUCACAAGAAAUUUUACAAUCUUCAUCUCAAAUUGAUCAAUCUCUAGAGAAUGCACUCAUUUAA